AUGCAAACGCCAGAAGAUACAACCGGAAAUACGACUUCAUUUGGGUUGGGUUGUCUGGGGGAUAAAAGUUUUUUCACAACCACGCUGCAUGAGACACAAUAUUUGGCUUUUUUUAUCGCAAAUAUGUCAUUGGAAGGAGCUUUAGAGGAAGAGCGCAAGUUGAUUGCGGAGAUUUUGGAGCGUCAGAAGACGCCCGCCAGUGCGGGAGCACGUGGCCGUGGUCGCGACAUGUCGCCGGGAGCGCAGGGUACGCAUUCGCGCGGACUGUCCAGUGCCCGCAGGUCCAUGAGUCGGUCCAGUUCCGCGGACCUUGACAACAAAUACUACAUCACGUCGCACGACCCAUCCGAGCGGCUGCGAUCUCCUUCUGGCUCGCGCGUCAGAGAGAGCGAGGACGAGCUGGAAGGCUCGGAAUUGGUGUCCAGCAGCGACGAGGAGCAAAUAAGCGAUACAGACUCCGAGUUCGAGGUGGACGACGGCGGGAAGGUUCUGCCCAAUUAUGCGUCGUAUUCUCCCGACCAGGUGGAAGACGACAAGGUCCGCACGAGCCGCAAGAUGAUGGCCAAAGACGAGCUGUCCAAGAUCAACAACAGAAAGCUUAUCAAGGAUGCGGUGCAAGCCGAGAAGAUCGACGAGUUGCUUGCUGCGGAGCGGGCGUUGGCCAAUGCCAAAUCGAUCGGAAGACACGUUCCUGAGGAUUACAUGGAAAAGAUAGAGGCCGAUGCAAAGAAAGCGGGAACAACCAUCCAUUAUGAUCCUGAAAAGUUCUACCAAGACAACGCUGGACGUAAAGAGAAACUGCAGGAGUAUGCUGUUUAUAAGAAGAAGCUGGUGUCGCCCGACAUUUCUGGGGCAGACGGCGGGUUUUCGAUUCCGUACACGAGCGAUGUGGAGGAAAAGGCGGACACAGAGCUGGCACGCACUUUGAACGAGAAGGUUGUGAUUUCCGAGGUGGAGUCCGACCUGGCCAACCAGAUGGCCAUCCGCACAGUGACCCGUGGUGACUUCUUUGAGAUUGCCAGCAAGAAAGAGCUGCCUCAGGUUUUUGUUCUGUGCAUGGACUUUUCUGACGAGUCCAGAUACGCUCUUGAAUGGUGUAUUGGAACGGUUCUUGUUGACGGGUCUGUGCUGUACAUUUUGAACGUGAUCGAGGACGACGAGUACUCGUCGAUGCAUCUGAACGGGUUCCCACAAGCGAGCCACGAGAACAAGCACGAGCCAAAGAACGAGAAGCCAUCAAAGAGUGCCAGAGAAAAGCUCCGGACACAGAACGUGGAAGAAAUUACCACCGAGGCACUUGAUCUGCUGAAAUUGACCAAACUGCAAGUUCACCUGGUGAUCGAGUCGUGCCACCACCCGAUCCCGCGCCACUUCAUGGUGGAGAUUAUCAAACAUAUCAUGCCGACGCUGGUGAUUGUUGGGUCUCGGGGAACUUCGGCCAUUAAAGGUGUUUUACUCGGAUCGUUGUCAAACCACCUGGUGCGCAAAAGCACGGUGCCGGUGAUGGUCGUGAAGAACAAGCUCAAGAAACUUACCAAGAAGGGCAAACAGUUCGGCAACAACAUUUCAACGCUGCACAGCCUUGCCGAGGCUAAGGUGGACUAA
This is a messenger RNA of Ogataea philodendri, 1605 nucleotides long. RefSeq lists its product as uncharacterized. The transcript has 2 exons. The record is from RefSeq and is a predicted model, not a curated record. NCBI's taxonomy places the organism in Eukaryota, Fungi, Ascomycota, Pichiomycetes, Pichiales, Pichiaceae. The coding region runs from base 1 to 1605 and encodes 534 amino acids.